UCGUAUGGUACAGAGAAAGGAAAGAGGAUGAUUCAUUGAUUUAUGACAGCUACGUGCAUAUAUAUCCUUAUAUUUGGACCUCUUAAUAUUAUUAAUCUGUUGGUUUGAGCAUAAAAGAAAGAUCACCAGAGUCAGGUGGCCAAGGAAGAUAGAGUUGGUGGCGCAAAGCAGAGGUUGAAGGGACAUUUGGUUUCCACUUUUCAUCUGGGGUUCUUCUUUUUCUCUCCCUUCUUUUCUUCUUCUAGCGUUCAAUCAUGGCGGAAGUCCCAAGGCAGAGUGGUGGGAAGGAGUCGCCGGUAGGUGACCCAUGCAAUUUCAGGCGGGUGGAACCGCCGAUCGUGAAGAGGUCAACUUCCGACGGGUCCAUCUCCCUCGACGUGGACGACGCAUGCGAUCCUCCACUGCCAUCAAAUCGCAGAAUCCAGAUGCAGACAAGUCUCUCUCACAAGGGAUGGUUUCCCGGUGGAAGGAAGGGCCAACAGCAGGAUGAGGAUGAUGGGUGGUCCAAAUCCCACAAAGCAGAGUCUGCAUUGAACGAGAAAUGCCCAUCAGUGGUUGUCCCCCUAGGCGUGAAGGAGGGAUCUUGUCAACAAUCCGUAAUGGGAGAGCGCAGGGUGAAGAGGUCCAGACUCCCAUGGCUCGAUUCCAGGAAGGUCUUCAUGAUCUUCGCUUCCUUGUCUAGCGUGGGAACCAUAAUGCUGAUAUAUUUCACUCUCUCGAUCAACGGCCAUCAAGCACAGGACUGACGAUAAGAUGACUUCUCCACCGUUGGAUCUCUUCUUUCCUGUUUUUGAAGGGCUGCUGGCACUGAAAAGGAUAAGACGUUGAAAGGGGAAAAUCCUGAUUCUCUCUUUGCCUUGGACUUUUUUUCCUUUUCUUCUUCAGCACUUUGCCUUUGCGGCAAGCAUAACUGUGAAGGAAUAUGGUGGGCGGUCUCCUCUAAGUGGAAGGAAGAAAAGAGAGGAAAGAGUGAGGCCGUGAAAAGAGAGAUCGGAAUAUAUAGUUUUCUGAAUACGUUUUUAGCUAGGCAGAAGUCCGUAUAUACAACUUGAUGACAUGUACAGUACAGGUACUUCUUUUUAAUAUACACAAGAAUAGAUAAUG
Messenger RNA from Nymphaea colorata (pocket water lily), 1104 nucleotides. RefSeq lists its product as uncharacterized. Bases 255 to 746 code for a protein of 163 amino acids. The record is from RefSeq and is a predicted model, not a curated record. Lineage: Eukaryota; Viridiplantae; Streptophyta; Magnoliopsida; Nymphaeales; Nymphaeaceae. The transcript is spliced from 5 exons.